GCCAGAGCAAGGCCAGCGGAGCGGCCAACGGAGCGGCCAGUGGAGCGGCCAGCCGAGCGGCCAGUGGAGCGGCCAGUGGAGCGGCCAGCGGAGCGGCCAGCUGAGGAGCGGCCGGAGCAACAGCGUCCAGAGGUGCCAGAGCAGCUGGUGGGACCUGCAG
Molecule: messenger RNA, 160 nt
Organism: Durusdinium trenchii
Lineage: Eukaryota; Dinophyceae; Suessiales; Symbiodiniaceae
Source: the annotation of a GenBank genome assembly